Dufourea novaeangliae is the source of this 2379-nucleotide messenger RNA. It is a transcript of the gene Hrd3, whose product is annotated as protein sel-1 homolog 1-like. NCBI's taxonomy places the organism in Eukaryota, Metazoa, Arthropoda, Insecta, Hymenoptera, Halictidae. The transcript is spliced from 6 exons. Gene Ontology annotation, biological process: ERAD pathway. Gene Ontology annotation, molecular function: protein binding. The record is from RefSeq and is a predicted model, not a curated record. Bases 26 to 2257 code for a protein of 743 amino acids. Gene Ontology annotation, cellular component: endoplasmic reticulum membrane.
GUAGAAAAAAAAUUAAACUGAUAAAAUGAAACUAAGGAAGGAGUUAUUGUUACUCUUAUUGGUUAUGUCUGUGGCAUCCGAGCCAGAAGUUCCCAAAAAACAAUCAGAAACUUCUGACGAAGAAGCAGAGGAAGAUGUUAGUUUGGAAGAUGCAUUUAAAAAUCUGCGCGAAUUAAAGGCUUUCCAUGAUACUAUUCGAAGGAUGGCAUCAUCGAACGAACCAUAUCUCAGUGAGAAGAUCACAAAAAGGAAAGAGGAAGUGGAUGGCGAGCUGAAAACUAAGGAAGAAGGUUCUGCAAUGAGAAAUGUUUGGAUGAAGACAAUGAUAGCACAGACCACGGAUAUAGAUUUACCAAAUAGUAAUUUAAGAUUGGAGGAAGAGGAUGCAGAGACAUGGAACGAGAUGGAGCAACUUGAAUCUUUGAGUGAAGAGAUACAGGAAAUACUUACACCGGAGCAACAAGAAGCGGAGCAAAUAUUUAGGAAAGCACAGCGUCUCUUGAAUGCAACGCGUUCUAAUAAAGCAGAAGCUUAUGGACUAUUAACAUCGGCGGCAAUUCUUGGUCAUCGUGAAGCCAGGUCAAUGUUGGCGUGGGCCCAGUUACUCGGGUUGCAAUUUGGUCCAAACUCUUUUUGGACAUCUAGUCAGGACAUUCCAGCCGCUUAUCAAACAUUUAAAGAACUUGCUGAAACUGGACUACCAUCUGCUCAUAUGGGCAUGGGAUUCUUAUACGCGACAGGGUUAGGUGGAGUGAAUGCCUCGCAAGCUAAGGCACUUCUACAUUAUACAAUCGCAGCGCUUGGCGGAGACACGCGUGCACAAAUGGCCCUUGGUUAUCGUCAUUGGGCUGGUGUCACAACACCGGCUUCUUGUGAAAGAGCUUUAGAUUUUUAUCGUAACGUCGCGAACAAGGUUGCAGAAGGGGUUUCGUUUAGUGGCGGACCAGUUAUUCAACGAGUCCGACUUCUGGAUGAACAGGAGAAUCCUGGAUAUAACUCGGGAAUUUUCGAUCAGGAUUUAAUAGAAUAUUACCAGUUGCUAGCGAAGAAUGGAGAUAUAGAGGCUCAAGUCGCAUUGGGACAGCUGCAUUAUCAGGGUGCCAGGGGUGUCCCAUUAGACCACGUCAGAGCUAUGCAUUAUUUUCAACACGCUGCUGAUGCUGGACAUUCGAUUGCAAUGGCUUAUUUGGGAAAGAUUUACUUAGAGGGUAGCGACAUGGUGGAACAGGAUAACAAAACAGCAUAUAAAUACUUCAAAAAGGCUGCUGAGCUUGGGAAUGCUGUUGGACAAAGUGGUUUAGGUCUUAUAUAUCUUUACGGUAGGGGGGUUGAAAGGGACACUGCGAAAGCUCUUCAGUAUUUCAAGCAAGCUGCGGAACAGGGGUGGGUUGACGGACAGCUUCAGCUUGGCAAUAUGUAUUUUAGUGGAACAGGGGUGAAGCCCGAUUACAAAUUAGCUAACAUGUACUUCAGUUUGGCUAGUCGAUCUGGCCAUAUUUUGGCGCUUUAUAACCUGGCCCAGAUGCACGCCACUGGCACUGGAAUGGCCCGCAGUUGUCCAGCAGCAGUUGAACUCUUGAAGAAAGUUGCCGAACGAGGCAAAUGGAGCGAUCAAUUGAUGGUUGCCCAUACGGAUUACAGGGAAGGUAGAAUCAACGAAGCUUUCGUGAACUACGCCCUCCUCGCAGAAAUGGGCUAUGAGGUCGCGCAGAGUAACGCCGCUUUUAUACUCGACAAAGGGGAGACUACAAUAUUGUCCGAAGAAGAAGGACUGGUUAGGGCGCUUUCUUUGUGGGCCAGGGCCGCUGCACAAGGAUACUCUGCCGCUCAGGUUAAGUUGGGCGACGCCCACUACUACGGCAGAGGAACAAAAGUUGAUUACGAAGCUGCAGCUAGUCACUAUAGAUCAGCUUCUGAGCAAGAAACGAAUGCACAGGCUAUGUUCAACCUUGGGUAUAUGCAUGAACGCGGUCUGGGAUUGUCGAGGGAUCGACAUUUGGCCAAACGGUGUUACGAUCUUGCAGCGGAGGCUAGUCCGGAUGCGAAGAUUCCGGUGGCCCUGGCGCUCGUGAAACUCUCCUUCCUGUUUGGUUUGGAAUAUCUACAGGAAUUCAGUCUUGUUGAUCAUCUGAAUAAAUGGGAUCAGCUGUUGGGCCAGAACUGGGACUUGUAUCUUAUAGGACUACUCACGGGCAUGCUCAGUUUAAUUAUUUACUUCCGCAGGCCGCAGCCACCACCUCCUCAUAGAAUUAAUUAGUUCUUUACUAUUUUCCUUUCCUCCUUUUUUUUCUUUUUUUUUUCUUUGAGUCCAUUCGCCUCUUUUAGAUGAAAGUCAAGUUUGUUACUGAUGGUUCGUAAAUACACGCACGUGCGUGCAUA